GCGAAAUAACAAAUAAAGAAGAACAGAUAUAAUAAAGAACAGAUCCCCACAUAAGAUGCGAAAGUUUACCAGCUUCGUGUGCGGCACAGGAGCCGGAUUGGCGGCGUACUACCUGCAGCGACUGCGCGACCCGCAGACGGCGGUGCAGAACUCGUGGACGAACAGCGACAAGCCGGUGGAUCCAUGGGCCCUUUGGGACAGCAACUGGGAUUGCCGGGAGCCGCGUGCACUGGUGCGCCCGCUGCGGAACAGCCAGCCGGAGGAGGAGAACCGCUACAACGCGGAGCUGGAGAAGGCCAAGGCUAAGAAGCCGCGCCACAUCAUUCUGGUGCGGCACGGCGAGUACCUGGACGCAGGCGACUCGGAUGCCACCCACCAUCUUACGGAGCGUGGGCGUAAGCAGGCGGAGUUCACCGGCAAAAGGCUUCUCGAGCUGGGCAUCAAGUGGGACAAGGUGGUGGCUUCCACGAUGGUGCGAGCCCAGGAGACGUCCGACAUUAUACUCAAGCAGAUCGACUACGACAAGGAGAAGGUGGUGAACUGCGCCUUUCUGCGAGAGGGAGCCCCCAUUCCCCCCCAGCCGCCGGUGGGGCACUGGAAGCCGGAGGCAUCUCAGUUCCUCCGCGACGGAACGCGCAUCGAGGCUGCUUUUCGGCGAUACUUCCACCGUGCCUAUCCGGACCAGGAGAAGGAGAACUACACCCUGAUCGUGGGCCACGGCAAUGUGAUUCGGUACUUUGUCUGCCGCGCCCUGCAAUUCCCCGCCGAGGGCUGGUUGCGCAUCAGCAUCAACCACGCCUCCAUCACAUGGCUGACCAUCAGUCCGUCAGGCAACGUGUCCAUUAAGUACCUGGGCGACUCCGGCUUUAUGCCUGCCUCACUGCUUACCAAUCGUAUUCCGCGGGACGCUAAAAACGUGGUCUAGUUACUAGCCAAGUGGCCCCCCCCCAACUGCCAGGAUGAGAAGCAAUCUUAGUGUAUCUAUUGCCAAGCCUUAAAGUAAAUCAGUAAGCUCAGAUCGAGUGAUUGUAAUUACCAUGUAAAUUAUUGCCACACUUUAAAGUAAAUCUCAAGAGGAGGAGGAUCUUCGAGACUUCCGACUGAAAUAAUAACAUUUUUAUAGAAUGCCAUACAAGGUUUCUUAAUAAAAUCAAAGAAAAUGGAUAAUAGCAUUA
Drosophila rhopaloa is the source of this 1175-nucleotide messenger RNA. It is a transcript of the gene Pgam5, whose product is annotated as serine/threonine-protein phosphatase Pgam5, mitochondrial. The record is from RefSeq and is a predicted model, not a curated record. The transcript has 2 exons. Lineage: Eukaryota; Metazoa; Arthropoda; Insecta; Diptera; Drosophilidae. The coding region runs from base 56 to 925 and encodes 289 amino acids. Gene Ontology annotation, biological process: positive regulation of mitochondrial fission. Gene Ontology annotation, cellular component: mitochondrion.